Molecule: messenger RNA, 1209 nt
Organism: Penicillium vulpinum
Lineage: Eukaryota; Fungi; Ascomycota; Eurotiomycetes; Eurotiales; Aspergillaceae
Exons: 4
Coding region: 1-1209 (402 amino acids)
Source: RefSeq, a predicted model, not a curated record
AUGGAUGACGACUAUGUUGCACAGAUCCUGGCCAAGGAGGCUAAGGAGAGUUCUAUAAAGUACGCAUCCCAAGGACUGAGUGCUUUUAUGCCUUCAAGGCCGACAAGCAAUGCCCCAAAACCCAACACUCGCUUCCUACGCAAUCUCAUCAAAGUGACAGACAAUCAUAACACAGCUCUCAAACUCAAGGAGGAAAGAGAAGCACGGGAGCUUCGACAGACCGUUCUUCCAAACAAUUUGAUGAUCGAAGUAAAGCGCAAGGAUCAAGAGACCAUAGAAGAAGAGAUCGUGAAGAUCGCAACCGGUCACAUCGAAAAAGAACUCGAAGCCGCUCCCCUUCGGUGGAACGAGACCGGUCGCGAAGACAUCGACGAAGAAAUGAAGAGCAUGACGGAACUGGGGAGAGAGAUAAAGAGCGCGGUGGACAUCGGCGCGAACACCGGGAUUACGAGUCAUCUAGGGGAGAUCGACGGGAUAGAGAUAAGGAGCAUACUAGACGAAGACGUGAGCGCUCAUAUUCGAGGUCUCCGAGUCGUUCUCCACACAGGGAUCGAAGUCCCGACCGCCACCGCCAUCGAAGACAAAAACUCGCACAAAUCUCGUCGGUCAAAGCGGGAAGAUGCAUCGCCACAUGGCUCCCGCCGUUCUCGCCUUGAACCCAACACGCGGCCCAAACGAUUGUCGCCGUUGCCUACUAUAGCUACACGCCAAAAUGAGAUGGACGAGGAAUCCGAUCCCCUAGAAGACCUUGUCGGACCGCUUCCUCCUCAACAGAACGAGGCACCUAUCCGCUCGCGCGGGCGUGGAGCCUACAAACAUAACAUGAGCAAUAUCGAUGCUCACUUUGCACCCGGCUACGACCCGACUAACGAUGUGCAUCUAGAGGAAGAAAAGUUACACUCCAUGGACCAGGAAUCCUCUCGUCGUCCUGUCGCAGGGCUCAUGACAAAAGACGAUGAUUGGGACAUGGCAAUGGAGGCGCUGCGCGAUCGUGAGCGCUGGAGAAAUAAGGGCGAGGAGAGACUACGUUCGGCAGGAAUUGACGAAGCAGUCAUUGAUAAAUGGAAGAAUAACACCGCUUUUGCGGGCGUGGACGGAGAAAGCAAACCGGAGGACGUACAAUGGUCGAAGAAAGGCGAAGGACGGGAAUGGGAUCGGGGCAAGUUCGUGGAUGACGAUGGGCAUAUUGAUGUUCGGGCUUCUUGGUAG